AUAUAUAUUCUUCAGUGUGUUGUUCAAUAUUCUGAGCUAUUUACAACCGGCAUAUUUUUGAACACCGUGUUUAAGAAAGGUCCUAUACCACGUUGUGAUGCAGAAACCCGAACGUCCUCUGAAAUUUUGUGAUAGCUGCAGUAUAAGAACUGAAGUUUUUGAUUUGUAAAUAUGGUAAACUAAAAUAAAUAUCCUGUCUAGUAAAGCCUGAUCCACACGUGCUGAGAUGUCGGCGCAUCGCUGCAUGGUCCUGCUUUCUCGGGCCAGGCCGCUAAUUAAAAAUAUCAGUCUUCGUAAAUCUACGACUGCCAUGCUUGAUCAUUGGGGCAGUGGACAGUUUCACAGAGGUUUAAGUGUUGUGGUUUCGAGUCGAAAGGUUUCUUCAAACAGUUCAUCCCGGCCUCCUGACACGUCGCUUUUCAUCCCCCUGGACAUCAAAAGUGAUGCAACGAACGAUGGAACUAUUGGAGUUGAGCUUACGCAGCCACUGGACAAAGGCGAACUUCUUAAAGUGUUAAACCGAUUCUACAAAAGGAGAGAGAUGCAACGACUGGCAGACGAACAUGGGUUAGAUGCCCGGCUCUUCCACCAGGCCUUUAUCAGUUUCAGGAAGUAUGUUAUGGAAAUUGGGACAAUGAGUGCCGAUCUUCACAUCAUCCUCAAUGACAUCUGCUGUGGAGCUGGACACGUAGAUGACAUGUUUCCAUACUUCAUGCGGCAUGCUAAACAGAUCUUUCCUAUGUUGGACUGCAUGGAUGAUCUGCGCAAGAUCAGCGAUUUGCGUGUUCCAGCUGAUUGGUACCCUGAGGCUCGUGCCAUGCAGAGAAAGAUCAUCUUCCACGCUGGCCCCACUAACAGUGGGAAAACUUACCAUGCCAUUCAGAGAUACCUGGCAGCAAAGUCUGCCGUCUACUGUGGGCCGCUGAAGCUUCUGGCACAUGAGAUCUUUGAGAAAAGCAAUCAUGCUGGUGUGCCGUGUGACUUGGUGACCGGAGAAGAGCGAACCUUUGUAGACCCGGAGGGCAGACCGGCUGGUCAUUUGGCCUGCACCAUUGAGAUGUGCAAUGUUACAAUGCCAUUCGAAGUCGCUGUUAUUGAUGAGAUCCAGAUGAUCCGCGACCUAUCGCGUGGCUGGGCCUGGACCAGAGCUUUGUUAGGUCUGUGUGCGGAAGAGAUCCACGUAUGUGGCGAGACGGCAGCCAUUGACUUUAUCACUGAGCUCCUGUACACUACAGGGGAGGAGGUAGAGGUUCAUCACUACAAGCGACUGACGCCCUUCUCUGUGCUUGACCAAGCUGUGGAGACUCUGGACAACCUCCGGCCUGGGGACUGCAUCGUCUGCUUCAGCAAGAAUGACAUCUACAGCCUCAGCAGGCAGAUCGAAGGCCGGGGUCAGGAAUGUGCGGUGAUCUACGGCAGUUUGCCGCCUGGCACCAAAUUAUCUCAAGCGAAGAAGUUCAACGACCCAGAAGACCCCUGCAAGAUCAUGAUUGCCACAGAUGCCAUCGGAAUGGGAUUAAACCUGAGUAUAAAGCGCAUCAUCUUUAAUUCCCUGAAGAAGCCCAACCUCAAUGAGAAGGGAGAGAAGGAGAUGGAAAUCAUCAGCACGUCGCAGGCCCUGCAGAUCGCCGGACGGGCAGGCCGCUUCAGUUCUAUAUAUAAGGACGGCGAGGUCACCACCAUGCACCGUGACGACCUUCCCGUGCUCAAGGAAAUUCUCAGCCAAACCAUCAAGCCCAUCGAGGCUGCUGGUCUACACCCCACUGCAGACCAGAUUGAGAUGUUUGCCUAUCACCUCCCAGACGCCACCCUCUCCAAUCUCAUUGACAUAUUUGUGAGCCUGUCCCAGGUGGAUGGGAUGUACUUCGUCUGCAACAUUGAUGACUUUAAGUUUCUUGCUGACAUGAUCCAGCACGUUCCCUUAAACCUGCGUUUCCGUUACGUUUUCUGCACCGCACCAAUCAACAGGAGGCAGCCGUUCGUCUGUACCUCGUUCCUGAAAUUCGCCCGGCAGUUUAGCAGAGACGAGCCUCUGACAUUUCGCUGGGUGUGCCGUCACAUCAACUGGCCCGUGGCUGUGCCUCGCAAUAUCAAGGACCUGGUGCACCUGGAGGCUGUCCAUGAUGUUCUGGAUCUGUACCUGUGGCUCAGUUACCGCUUCAUGGACAUGUUCCCGGACGCGGACCUGAUCCGGGAGGCGCAGAAGGAGCUGGACGACAUGAUCCAGGCCGGCGUUCGCAACAUCACGGCGCUCAUCCGCGCCUCUGACCGCCAAAUCGGGGCCCCCGCGCCCUCGGAGCCCGAGGCCCCGCGGCCGCAGGCCUUCAGGAAGGGCCGUGGCUCCAAGUCCCUGGGCCCAAAGGCGGCCGACUCUCUCAGCUCCCGCCUGCUGCAGGACGGCCGGCUGACGCACGACCUCCUCCAGCGGCUCCAGAUGGAGUGGCUGGAGCAGCAGCGUCCCGGUGGAAAAGCCGAGAACGACGAAACCAGCACUAGCCAGAGCAAGAAAAAGAAGAAAUGACAGCCGUCGUUCCCUGCUGUCCCUUUAGAAGCUUUUUAAAGAGAAGACUGUAUGUUUUGUAAUACUGUUUGUCUCCUCCUGAGGCCUGUAUUAUGAAAACAGGGAGGUUAUCAUGCUGUCCGAAGAGAGAUCGAAACAUUUUUGAUGAAGAAUUGCCCUUACAAAGCGUCCACAGCACAUUUAAAAAGGCCCUUUUAUUGCAUAUAUGAGUUAAGACAAACAGUUCUCGGUUCCCCUACCUUAGUUUGGUCAACCGGUUCAAUGCUCGAGAAUUGAAGUGGAUUGUUUUCUGUCUCGGCGUCAUUGGAAUAUGAUUGUUUCUUAUGCAGAAACACGAACAAACUCCUGCAGCUCUGUUAAAAUAGCACUAGAAGAGUCAACAUUUUAACUUAUUCAUGAAGUGUAACUGCCAAUGGAGCUCAACUCUCUAUUUCUCUUCCCCUUUAGGCUGGGGUUUGUUUAAACAUUUCUCCUAUACAAAUCUGGAAUUAUUUGUCAAAUUCAACUCUCCCAAACACUAACUCCCCAAAUUUUAUGAGUAUAAAAAGUAUAAUAAAAUUGUUGGUUGAAUAUAGGCCAGAGUUAAGGACAAUUGUUGAUUGAAUACAGACUACAUGCUCUCCCUUAACCCAUGAUUGCAGACAAACAAACAAACACUGGGUACUUUUGCAGGUCCCAGGUAUUAGUUAUUUUCCAUCCAGCCACACCCUUGGGAUUGUGCUGAUAAAAGGGAGCAUCUCAGGGCUGGACUGAAAUAUGACUGAAGUGAACUUUGCUCUGAAAAAGCAUGUUGUUUCAGACCAGGUGCGUUUCAAUUCAUUCCUGUCAUAAUGUGAGGGGAGGUUAUAUUGUAUAAAGACCGGGAGGUGUCUAUUUUGUAAAAAAAAAAAAAGUAAACAUGACUCUUAGUCAUUAAACUAA
This is a messenger RNA of Conger conger (European conger), 3442 nucleotides long. It is a transcript of the gene supv3l1, whose product is annotated as SUV3-like helicase. Bases 227 to 2521 code for a protein of 764 amino acids. Gene Ontology annotation, molecular function: ATP binding; RNA helicase activity; hydrolase activity, acting on acid anhydrides. The record is from RefSeq and is a predicted model, not a curated record. Gene Ontology annotation, cellular component: mitochondrial degradosome. The transcript is spliced from 15 exons. Gene Ontology annotation, biological process: RNA catabolic process; mitochondrial RNA 3'-end processing. NCBI's taxonomy places the organism in Eukaryota, Metazoa, Chordata, Actinopteri, Anguilliformes, Congridae.